Messenger RNA from Penicillium olsonii, 1230 nucleotides. The record is from the annotation of a GenBank genome assembly. Lineage: Eukaryota; Fungi; Ascomycota; Eurotiomycetes; Eurotiales; Aspergillaceae.
AUGCUCACACUCUUUUCAGAUCAUCAGCAUGACAUUAAGCUCCGGACCAUGUCAUGGCACAAGACGGCUUGUCUGCUUGCAGGCGAGCAAGUUUGCCUGGCCAUUAUGGCUCAGUCCUGGUCUCUCUCUGUUUUGGGAUGGGUUCCUGGAAUCAUCACCAUGGUACUGUGCUGCAUUCUGUUCUGGUUUACCUCGAUCACAAUGCAUAAGUACAUCAUGAAGUAUCCUCAAAUCAAGGACAUCUGUGAUUUUGGAUACUAUGUCUUCGGGCGCAGUAAGGCUGCCUACGUCUUUUCGGGCUUCAUGCUCCUCGCAAACAAUAUCAUGCUGAUCGGAUUCCACAUCCUCACCGGCGCAAAGGUUCUGAACACGCUUUCGGACCAUUCAAUGUCUGCCUGUAUGGGAAUCGCCAUCUUGCUCUUCCUCGUUUUCGCUGGAAUUGAGAAAGCCCCACUGUACGGAUACCAUGGAAACUACCCGGCUGAUGGGCCAGUGAAAACAUAUGCGUUUCCCUUGCCCGGCACAACUUGGGUUGCAUGUAUGAAUGCCGUGCUGAACAUCACCUUCCUCUGGGUUCCCCAGAUUCUGUUCCCAACUUUCAUCGCCGAGAUGGAGAAGCCCCAAGACUUCCCCAAAGCAUUGGCUGUUUUGACCGCGAUAUCGGCAGUCUUAUUCAUCGUGCCUCCUGCCAUCGGAUUCCGAUACCUGGGACAGUACGCCACGGCACCAGCGUUUGGUAGCUUGGGGGUGACUUCAUACAAGAAGGCUUCUUUCGGCUUUGUGAUAGUUCCGACCUUGAUAAUCGGUGUCAUCUAUGCGAAUGUCACGGCGAAGUUCAUAUACACCUGGGUGCUGGGCAACUCGCGUCACACGCACAGUCACACUGUGACUGGAUGGGGUGUUUGGGUAGCCAUCAUGGUGGGCAUUUACCUGCUUGGAUACAUCUUCGCCGAGGUCAUCCCCAGCAUGGGCGAUUUCCUUUCUCUGCUCAGUGCGACAUUUGAUUCCUUCUUUGGCUUCAUCUACUUUGCAAUCGCCUAUUGGCAGCUCAACCGUGGCCAAUUGUUCAGUAGCCUGGGACGAACCAUCAACACGGUGUUCAACGUUUUCAUCUUCAUCGUUGGGCUCUUCGUCUUGGGUCCUGGACUCUACGCUGCUGUCGAGGCUAUUAUUGCCGACUAUUCGGGCUCUACUACUCCAGCCUUUACAUGUGCUAACAUGGCCAUCUGA